Messenger RNA from Pollicipes pollicipes, 750 nucleotides. RefSeq names its product 4-galactosyl-N-acetylglucosaminide 3-alpha-L-fucosyltransferase FUT6-like. The record is from RefSeq and is a predicted model, not a curated record. Bases 1 to 750 code for a protein of 249 amino acids. Gene Ontology annotation, cellular component: membrane. Gene Ontology annotation, molecular function: fucosyltransferase activity. NCBI's taxonomy places the organism in Eukaryota, Metazoa, Arthropoda, Thecostraca, Pollicipedomorpha, Pollicipedidae. The transcript is spliced from 5 exons.
AUGGGAGAGCAAAAACUGGUCCUCUUCUGGACCAUGGACUGGUUCCCGUACGAGGCCGCCUACCCGCUGGCGGCGCUCCGCCAGCCGCGCUGCUCGCUGCCCUGUCGCUUCACGCCGCAGCGCGAGCGGCUCAAUGACAGCGACGUCGUCGUCUUCCACGCCUUCUUCGUCGACCUGGCGGCGCUGCCGGCGCGGCGCGCGGGCCAGCGGCGUGCACUCUGGAACCUCGAGCCGCCGCCGCACACCAAGCUGGUAGCCUGGUUCGUGUCCAACUGCGCGCCCGGCGGGGGACGGAUGAGCUACGUGCGCGAGCUGCAGCGCCACGUGCACGUGGACGUUUACGGCGCGUGCGGCGAGCUCACGUGCGGCACGCCUGGCGCCGCUUCGCCCGACUGCUACAACAUGCUGGAACGCGACUACUUCUUCUAUCUGGCCUUCGAAAACAGUCUGUGCGCUGACUACGCCACGGAGAAGCUCUUCAACGUGCUGCGGUACGACGUGGUGCCGGUGGUGUUCGGGGGCGCGGCGUACCAGCGCCUGGCGCCACCGGGCGCCCUGGCGCUGCGGAUGGUGCAGCUGGCCUCUGAGCCCACCGCCUACCUGGCCCACCUGCGCUGGAGGGGCUCGCGUGUGCUAGUGCACGACCCCGCCGCCUGGGCCUGCGAGCUGGACAUCGUGGACUGGCACGGCAUUCUGGGCCGCUGCCAGAGGUACGAUGGCGGUGGACGCCUCGGCGCCCUCUUCUGGUGA